Messenger RNA from Diospyros lotus (date-plum), 1042 nucleotides. RefSeq names its product ethylene-response factor C3-like. NCBI's taxonomy places the organism in Eukaryota, Viridiplantae, Streptophyta, Magnoliopsida, Ericales, Ebenaceae. Gene Ontology annotation, molecular function: DNA binding; DNA-binding transcription factor activity. Gene Ontology annotation, biological process: ethylene-activated signaling pathway; regulation of DNA-templated transcription. Bases 148 to 765 code for a protein of 205 amino acids. The record is from RefSeq and is a predicted model, not a curated record. The transcript has a single exon.
UGCCCUUUUUGGCUCCCCCCUCGAUUGGUUCCCCGCAUUAUAAAUCCCCAUCGGAGCUCGUGAAAAACACUGCCCAGACUCCAGAGUCUGCAAUUUUGAUUUCGGGGAUUUUAAUAAGAACAAGAAGUGAAGAGAGAAACAAACUCCAUGGAUUCUUUCUGGAUCCACGGUUCACUGCCGUUUGACGUCAACGACUCCGAGGAGAUGCUGCUGUUCGGCGUUCUGGCGGAGGGAGCUUCGUCGGAGAGCAAUAAUUCGUUCACCGGAGGAAUGAAUGGGGGCGGCAACAAAGAAGAGGAGGUGAACUCCAGGCCGAACGGAGAAGAAGAAGAAUUCGAGCAGGGGAAGAAGAAGGAGAAGAAGGAAUCGUACAGGGGAGUCCGGCGGAGGCCGUGGGGGAAGUUCGCGGCGGAGAUAAGGGACUCGACGAGGAACGGCAUGCGGGUGUGGCUGGGGACCUUCGACAGCGCGGAGGAGGCGGCGAUGGCGUACGACCAGGCGGCGUUCGCUAUGCGGGGGACUAGGGCGGUGCUCAAUUUUCCGGCGGAGAGGGUAGUGGAGUCGCUGAGGGGGAUGGAGUGCGGGUGCGAGGAGGGUGCGUCGCCGGUGGUGGCGCUUAAGAAGAGACACUCCAUGGGGAAGCGGCCAGCCAGCAAACGGAGCAGAGUGGAGGAGGUGAAGCCGGAAUUUGUGAUGGUUUUGGAGGAUUUGGGGGCUGAUUACUUGGAGGAGCUUUUGUCUUCUUCCCAGACUCAAAGUAUCUGAUGAUGAUGAACUCCACAUCUUCUUCUUCCUUUCCAGUUCCAUUAAUUUUGCUUCCUUCUCUUUAUGUCCCUGUCUUUCCCAUUUUGUUUCUUCUUCCCACUUGCUAGUGAUCUGAAGCCAUUCAUGGCCCUCAUCUCUCCCUCGUCUCUGUAAAUUAACCUCAAAAUUGUGAAUUAGAGGAACCCCCCACCCCCACCCCCCCACUGUUGCUACUGACUUAAACAUAGAUAUAAUACUAAGAUGGGUGAUCGCGUCCAACUAAUGGGCAAUUUUACAA